Messenger RNA from Mercenaria mercenaria, 2817 nucleotides. RefSeq names its product guanylate-binding protein 1-like. The coding region runs from base 201 to 2306 and encodes 701 amino acids. Lineage: Eukaryota; Metazoa; Mollusca; Bivalvia; Venerida; Veneridae. The transcript has 13 exons. Gene Ontology annotation, molecular function: GTPase activity; GTP binding. The record is from RefSeq and is a predicted model, not a curated record. Gene Ontology annotation, biological process: regulation of apoptotic process.
UUGUCGCUAUGUAUCUAAAUUAAGCAAAGGAUUUCAAGGAAAUGCGCUUCUAGAUAACAGUACACAAUCGGCUCAGUGAUACUUGAAAUGAAAUAUUUAAGUGCAUGUAUUGUUUUCUUAAAAUGUAUUCAUUACAGUCAGUUAUUUCAAUUUCUAUUUAAACGACCACAUCAUAGUAGUGGACAGUAGAUUGGACUUAAAUGGUUUUUGUGUCAACAAGUCCAGCCCAGAGUUUCUUCGUGGAUUGGUAUCCGAAGAUGGACAAUAUUGCACGAGAAUUGUUGAGAACAUGUCAGAACGAAAUAAAAGACAAUUUGAUCUUGGAUGAUGAUAUUUUAGAUAAGCUCGAGGCAGGCGGAACUCUGAAAACAGCUCAUGUCGAAGAAAUAAAGGCUGAGAAUACAAAUUCAAAGAAAAUAUCACGCUUUCUGUCGAUAUUACCAAAAAGAGGUCCUGAUUCUUUCAGUGAUUUCAUUAAAGCUAUCCAGAGAGAUUACUCGUUUCUGGCUACAACACUUUUAGAACGUUACAAUGAAAAACAUGAAAACACAGAGAAACAUACAGGCAUCGUUGAAGAUACCAAACCUAUUCACCAUGUGGACAGUUUUUCGUCGGAAAUGUACGAAGACGAUAUUAAAGUCGGUUUGACACAAGUACAUCUAUCCGAAUCUUUAUUACAGGAAAGACAAGCUGAACUUUUAAACGAACCAGGAUGUUUGAUUUUUACGGAUGAUAAAGGGCGACUUGAGAUCAAUGGAGAUGUUUUGAACAAAAUUUCGCAAAUAGAUCACAAACUUAAUAUCGUUGGAGUAUGUGGUUUAUACAGAUCAGGAAAAUCUUAUCUAAUGAACUGGUUGGCAGGGGAGAAAAAAGGCUUUGGUCUUGGGGACACAGUUCAGUCAGAAACAAAAGGCAUUUGGGCAUGGUGCAAGCAGCAUCCAGAUCCUCGGAAACACAACCAAAUGCUAUUACUUAUCGAUACAGAAGGCUUAGGCGAUCCAGAGAAGGGAAAUCCGGACCAUGACAACCAGCUGUUCUGUCUCACUCUGUUAAUGAGCAGCACAAUGGUUCUUAACAUUCAAGGGGUCUUUGAUUAUGGUGCUUUGGAAAAACUGGCUUUCAUCAGCAUGCUGACAGAAAAUAUCAAAGUGAUGAGUGGUGAUAGCCAGUACAACGAUAGGCAUGUUCCUAUUGUGUCUCCACAUUUGGUCAUUUGCUUGCGAGAUUUUCACUUGAAGUUGGAACGAGGAGGAAGGAAACAGACGGCGGAUGAAUAUUUAGAGACAAAUCUCCAAACGACCUUAAAAGCCGAACACGCUAAAUUCGACAAAAUUAAGGAAAGUAUUAAAAGUUAUUUUCCGAAGAGAAAAUGCUUUACUGUCGCACAACCAGCUGUUGGGGAACAGCUUCAAAAUAUUGAACAACUCGACAAGUGUGAUCUCAGGAAAGAAUUUGUUGAAGAUGCGGACAAGCUGAAAACAUACGUGUAUGGAAGAAAGCCAAAGUAUAUAUGUAACGCAAGUAAAAAGGAACUAGAUGGCGCAGAUUUUGCAGCGCUUGUUACAACAUACGUGAACGCCCUUCGAAAUGGGUCACCAAUACACUUCGAGGAUGCUUUCACAAAAACCGCCAUGCAGCGAAAUAAACGCAUCUUAAGCAAAGUUUUGUCGCAAUUUAAGAGCGAUAUGAACAACGAAACACUUCCCAAAAGCAAGCAAGCGUUGCAGGAUAAGUUUUUAAUCGCCUAUGAACAAACGCUUAAAAAGUAUAGAAAGGACUCUCUUCUGUUUCGUCAGGACGAUUUUGAGGACCAAGCAACAGCUGAAAUGAAAAAACACGUCGAAGGUCUAAGAGUGGAAGUCAGCAAGAGAUGUCAAACUGAUAGCCACGAGAUAUUGAAAAGCAUGUACAAAGACUUAUUUCGAAAUGCAAAGGGGAAGUAUGAAGAAAAGGAUGGUUACCAGCUGUACGAAACUGAUAUGGCAAAGCUGGAGACAGAUUUCUUUCAGAAAAUGACAGAGUACGAUAAGGACGAGCUCUGUAUUGCUUUACGAGAGUUCAAAGCGAGCAUUCAUGAUGAUAAAAUGAAGAUAUACACCACAGCAACAAAGCGGGCUGAUGACGAAAGAUAUGAAAUGUUACAUGAAGAAUUGAAUAAGCAAAUGCAAGAACAAAUGGACUAUGCUCACGAUAGAGAGUUAGAGAUGAGAAACAAGUAUCUACAAGAAGAGUUGAAGACCCUCCGUACAGAAUACGAAGACCUCCAUGAACAGAUAAACCAAAAGUCACUUUGUGUAGUAAUGUAAAUACAAGAGAAAUGCACCGAUGUUAACGUUUUCCUUAACUUGCUGUGAUUACAUUUGUACAUGAUUAAAUAUCAAAGUAUAAACAAAUAGAAACUGCGUUGGAAAGAUAUAGAGGAGAGAGUACUUCAGAUACCCAUCAGCGAGAUUCAGUCUAAAUAUAUGAAAACAAUGCAAAGGUUUCGAGAAAUGUUCACCUAAAUAUUAUCAAAGAAACAACAUUUACUAUUUCUUAAUUGUAAAAAUAUGUAAACAGAUGACUCAAACUGGAAUGAAGCGCCUGUGUGAUAAUUUCUUGAAUUUGAAAAAAGACAAAACAAAAAAACGAUUGAAUACUGAACUACUACUUACUUGAUGAAAUCUGUAAGAAGAUCCUUUAAAAGUAUAAAAUGCAACCAAGCAAAGUAAUAGCAGACUCGGUCUGAUUGAUUCUGUUAUGAGAGGUUAUAGAAAAUGCAACACCUCUCACUCUCAUAAUAUUCUAUUAAAUAAAGCAUUAUCUGGUUGAAACUAA